Messenger RNA from Durusdinium trenchii, 945 nucleotides. The record is from the annotation of a GenBank genome assembly. Lineage: Eukaryota; Dinophyceae; Suessiales; Symbiodiniaceae.
GCAAAUAGAGGAUUCGAUCACGUUCCUUUCCUCUAACAGAAUAUUAGUUGCGACGCUUGGUGGAUUCGGAAGGGUGAAGUUGAAAUAGCAUGUUAUCAACAAAACCAACUUUGUCGAGUCAUGGUGCAUGUUGCACCCAUAAACAAAUUCGCUCUCGGCGAAACCAAGAAAUGCGCAUCUGCAAAAAACAUGGAAAGCUUAAACCACUGUGUUCUAGCUGAAGAUAGUCUUCCAGAUGUUUAUGUCCCAGUUCUCUCUUAUGUUUUGUGGAAACGACUCCUCCUACGAGAUGAGUGCUCCUCCUCUCCUCUCUUCCAAGAGGUGUCCGGUGUUGCCGAUUGAAGGUUCUCGAGAUGCGAGAACUUUUGGAGUCCUGGUCCCAGGAAUCCUCCGGCAUGGAUUUGAUCUUAGUGCUGGGGAACUUUGGGCUGGGUGCCAAAGAUGAGAACAUCUUGGCUUUGCUGCGCUCUUUGGUGCGAGAAGCUCCGAACGUGGCGGACCUAUUGCUGCGUCAGGGUCUUGAGCAAUCUCCUUUGGCCAUGCUCCAAUGCGUGGUGGCAGGCUAUCGGAACUCCACCUUGCUGGUGACCAUCUCCUCUUUGACAUCCAGCAGUUUGGGCGACCUUUGCAAGUUGAUUCGCGCAGACAGGCCCUAAGCAGACAGCUAGAAUAGAAGCCAAACCACGGACGUGCCCUCCCAUCGGCUUCGUUUGAAAUCGCUCCUCUCAUGUGACCGCCGCGGGCGCACGGAGUUGCGGGGUCUGUGGUGCUGUGCCGCGCGGGUUUGCGGUCCGGACGGAUGGACUUCUAGGACCUGGAGGAGCGUGGCACUUGUUCCUAGUAGCUUCUUGUUACUACUAGUAAGGCCAGGAGCCCCUAGUAGCUUCUUGCUCCUAGUAGCGUGGCACUGGUUUCUACUAGCUUCUUGUUACUACUAGUAAGGCA